GUGGGAAGCACAGCACUACACACAGGUCAGCUGCAUGGUGUGUCUACGACACUGUUCUGCUGGGUGGGUGGAAGAAAAGGAAGGCUCAUUCGGCGUUGUCUAUCACCCGCAGCUCAACCAGCUUCUCGGCCGACACCCCACUGUCCCGCAACGCCAGAAUCCGACCGCACUCUCGCAGACCCUGCAGCUCAUUGCGUGCCCCAGGCUCAGACGCCGCCCUCUCUUGCAACUCCCGUAUGCGCCUCCUAUACGCCUGCCUCAAUGCGUCCUUGACGAAGUCGGCUGCGUGAUCAUGGUCAGGAAGGGCGCUCAACACAUCCAUCGGGACCUCCCUCCUGAGCUGCUCGAUGCCCCGCCGCACCGCCUGCAUCCGAUGGCCCGUCACAUCACCGCCACCACCCCGAUGCAACGGCUGCUGAGAGUGAGAGGGAGAGGAGCCCUUAUAUGCCGUCCCCCUGGGCACCGUCGCCACCUUCAGCUUGUGCAGCACCGCCUCCGGCUGCAGGGGGGCGUCCUCAUGGCCUCGCGAGAUAUUGCGCCGUGGGGCGAAGGGGGCGAUGGCGGCCGACAGGGCGUCCUCCUUGCAGACAUCGGCAUACCGCACGACGCGGGGGCUGAAGUCUUCUCGAUAAGUCCGCUCCCUCGCCAGCUGCUCCCUCUCUGCCGUGCUGCGGUAGUAGCCAUCCAGCUCGUCGAAUGGCGGCUCCUCGUUGUCGAGGCCCGUGCGCGUGUCGUCUGCCACCAUCCCCGUGUGCCAGCCCAGAACGUCAGACAGGCCGCUGGCACCAGGCCGGUCUCUCUGGUCUGUGUCCUUGGUGUCUGUGUCGAGGCAGCCGGUGGCCUUGCGCAGGAAAUGCGCCAGUGACCACUGAGAAGACGCCGGAGCCGCUUUCUCAUUGUGGCUGCUGGUGUGUUGUCUAGUCCCCACACAGGGAGCAUCGCGGUGGUGGGUGCGUGGCGAGCGCCGCCUCUCGUAGCUGUGCGUGUGGCUGCCGAAGACGCUGAGGUGUCUGGAUGUGCGCCGGGGCGGCGAAGGGCCCUCGUCCAUGGCCAUCGAAAUCAUCAUAGCUGAUGAGUCGGAGUGCCUGUAAGGCCGACACGAACACGCCACAGAGAGCCCCAGGCUGAGUGAGAGGCGUCUUCGAGCG
Molecule: messenger RNA, 1148 nt
Organism: Vitrella brassicaformis
Lineage: Eukaryota; Vitrellaceae
Source: the annotation of a GenBank genome assembly